GUGGCUCUUGAUUACCUGAAGGAAUGAGAACCACAGAAGGCAGAUAAGAGCUAUCCCACUCCAUUACCAUCAAGAGCCACAAACGGGCCACACACAAACACGUGACGAACCAGAAACCACCAGUGGAUUAUUCUUGUCCUAGACUUGGAGAUUAGACCUGCAGGAAGGAAGAGGUUGCUUAAAGGGGCCAGGAAGUAGGGACAAGUAGAGUCGACAAGUGCUGGGUUAGUGAGUAUAUGGGGAUGGCAGUGCAAGCCAGGUUUAGGGCAUGCAACCGAAUUCGCAUAGAGGGAAUGAAUGGAGGGCCAUCUCCGGCGGAGGAAUUUGCACCGUUAGCCACCAAGUUCCAGAGGCGCCUUCUUGUGGGUGUUGGAUCAGCUUCACUUGUAGCUCUGGGUGCAAACUUUGGUGGCAUCACCAGUUUUCUUCUCGGUUUGUCGCCACAAAGUGGCCGUAAUCUCAAGCUCGACGUGCUUUAUCCCAUCGCUGGCUACAGCCGUUGCUUUGAAACAAAGGAAGGAUUCGAAUUCCUAUACCCAGCAAAUUGGGUUGGAGAUCAGACGGUGCUGUAUCGAGCUGCUAAGAAAAGAGAGAUGGAACGAUCAUUGGAUCCUCCUCCCCUCAAUGUACGGCGACGUUUUAGCAUCAAUGAACCGGUUGUUGCAUUUGGUCCACCCGGUUCCAAUGGCGAACUCAAUGUUAGUGUCAUUGUUUCAACCGUUGCCCAAGACUUCUCGAUUGAAGCAUUUGGAGGCCCAGAUGAGGUGGGCGAAGCCGUUGUUCGACGCAUAACAGGAUCAGGGCAACGCCCUGAAGUUAAAGGCACAUUGAUAAAAUCAAGUUUGAGGGAAGAUUCCGUUAGAAAUGUCAAAUACUACGAGUUUGAGUUCAGAGUAGAGAGCCCCUCGUUUCGACGACACAAUGUUUCCGUAUGCUGCGCUCGCGGUGGUAGACUUUUUACUUUAAAUGCUCAGGCACCUGAAUCAGCCUGGUCAGAAUUGAAGUCAGAUUUCUACAAAAUUGCUGAUUCAUUUGCACUCACCACAGUGUCUUAAAACGAAUCCUCAAUGUUUAAAGGCCAGACGCCAAAACUGGGGAAAAUAAACUUCCCUCUUGUUUUUUAAUUGCAUGGCAACAGAGACUGACCCCUAAAAUGAACCAAUUUUAGUUUUUUGUGUGAUCUAUGGCCAGAUCUUUUUUUUUUUUGUCCAACCUGUUGCCAGUUCUAAACCCCAAGCAUUUCUUAAUUUAACUACAAGGAUACUACGACGGGCAAGCAGAAGCAAGUUCGUAAAUAUCACUUACAUGUUUCUAUCCAACUUUUUGAAAUAAAAUACAGAUUUGAAUUUUUAUUUUUUUUCAUUAUAUGACUCCCUAACAUGUAACUAUUAUACACAUAAAUGAUUACCUAGGUAUUUGAUCAACUACACUGAAACAUCAACCCAUAAAAUAUUGCUCAAAUACAACUAUUAUAAACAUAACCCCUUUCCUUGAUUCAAUGACCAAACUGAAUGUGAAAAUUCAAGCACAAGUAAUCUGCCUCCGCUUAACCAUCUUCUCAUAAUUCUCAGAAACCAUAGCAGUUAAAUGGGGGUCUCCAUAUCCGAUCUCUGCACCAAGUCUGACAAAACAAGCCGUUUCACUAUUUUAGGUAACAGUAAGGGGAAGUGUUGACGUUGGGACAAUUAUUAUCACAAAAAAAAAUGCCAAGGGAUAGAUAAGAACCAUCAGUCAAGCAAAAUAAUUUGUUUGCCAUUUCUAAGGACAAGGGCAGGCGGUUUGGUGUGUGUGCGGGGGAGAUGCAAUAACAAAAACAAGCGUGAAAAUUUGCUUACUUUGGGUCAAGUACAAGUUUCUGAACUUCUUUGAUUGCUGAACUUGCCGCAUAGAGAGAUAUUUUGCCAAUCUGCAUAAAUGUUGAAGAGAAGUACAACACGUUGUCAAUACAGAAAUUAAAUGAAACAGAAGCAUUUUAAGAGGAGAAAAUAGGGAUAGAAAAGUGGCAACGAUAAAAAGCAAAGGUUAAUUAAAUGCAAUUCUUCUGACCUCCAAUACUUGGAGCUUUGCUUCAUGUUCAUUAGGGAGACAGCGGAUUUCCUCUGCCAAUCUUACAGCCUCCCCCAGGCUUUCCGGAGAUAAGAAAUCAAGGCCCAACUGAACAUUGGACUGAAAUAUAGAGAGUGAUUGUUUUUCAUUAAACAAAAUAAUUUCCAUUUAAAUUCAUCAAAUUCAAUAUUCUACGAUUAUUGUAACAACUGGGUUGUAAUGAAUCUAGGCUCCAACCAAAGUAAAUUAAUAGUUCAGUCCAAAAAGAAAUGAAAUAAAUCUAACUAAAGAAGCUUACAAAAAAAAAAUAUAAUCCUUUUAGUUAAGAGAGUUCAGGCCUCAGAAAAUUUAGAAUAAAUUACUUUGACCUUCAUAAAAGCUUUUGCCUUUAUAACAUCUAAUUGGUGUUAUGUCCAUAUCAAGAGGCUAGGUAAGUGUAAUCUGGGAAAAAGUUGGGAACAUCAGCGUGAUUACUCUAAGAAACAUUCCAUCUUUUGACAAAACAAACCCUUGAACUGGUACCUAAACACACAGCAUUGUAAUAGAAGCCCAAGCUCUUAACCUGUGAUUGUGAAGUUCUUCCAACUAAUGGGUCCGGGGUAUUAUUAACUUUGGGAAAGAGAUCCCACCCAAAAAAACAAUUUUUGAUGUUAACGGAGGAGUCAAACUCAAUAAAUAUAGUUGAUAGAUUAAGAAUAAAAAACAGUGAACAAAUAACGAGAUGAAAAUUUCAGCCUUUGUAUGGUCAAGCAACAGAUAAAAAACUAUAUAGGUCACACCAAUUUACUAUAUGGAGUGAAGUCACAAGGAAAGAACUCACCUGAACAUUCCUUGCUUGGAAAGGGCAACCAGCAGGAACAAAUAUAGCUUCCCCCAAAUUCUGUUCAAAUGACCAAGGCUCCACUCCUAUUCAGGCAGGUACUAAUCACAUUAAAAGGGAAGAUAAAUAAAAUUAAUUAUUUUCAGAAAUCUCUAGGGUUGCACAAAAUUUAGCACAUCAGUACUAAGUUUUCUAUGAUAAACAGUACAAAUGAGAAAAUUGCUCUCAGAUACUAAAAUUAGGUCUCCUUAUUGUUUCUCCUAUGCCAGCAAAUUAAUUUCGAUGAUUUUUUACUUACCAAAUUCUUCCUUCAACUUGAUUUUGUGGUGUUUGUCAAGAAAAAUAGCUCCCUCAUAAAGAGGCGAUGCAACCUUGAAUCCAAAGAUUACCAU
This is a messenger RNA of Abrus precatorius (Indian licorice), 3258 nucleotides long. Its product is annotated as psbP domain-containing protein 7, chloroplastic. The transcript is spliced from 3 exons. Gene Ontology annotation, biological process: photosynthesis. Gene Ontology annotation, cellular component: photosystem II oxygen evolving complex; photosystem II; extrinsic component of membrane. Gene Ontology annotation, molecular function: calcium ion binding. The record is from RefSeq and is a predicted model, not a curated record. Bases 237 to 1055 code for a protein of 272 amino acids. NCBI's taxonomy places the organism in Eukaryota, Viridiplantae, Streptophyta, Magnoliopsida, Fabales, Fabaceae.